AUGCAAGCUGAACCAGUUGAUGUGCUCAAAGCAUUAGAGUUUCAUACUUUGCCAGAAGGAAUAUCAAAAACAGCAGGAUUUUGCAUAAACAGAAGGAAUUCCAAAGGAUCAGAUGUUGCUUACAAAGUUUCAAAAACUGCACAGCUCAGUGCCCCAACCAAACAAUUGUAUCCAGGUGGAAACUUUCCUGAGCACUUUUCAAUACUCUUCACAGUAAAACCUAAAAAAGGAACCCAGUCCUUUCUUUUAUCUGUCUACAAUGAACAAGGCAUUCAGCAAGUCGGCAUUGAAGUUGGCAGAUCGCCUGUGUUCCUGUUCGAGGAUCAGCAUGGAAAGCCAUCUCCAGAAGAUUAUCCCCUUUUCAGAACAGUCAAUAUCGCUGACGGAAAGUGGCAUCGGGUAGCCAUUAGUGUGGAGAAGAGAUCUGUUACCAUGAUUGUGGACUGUAAGAAGAACAUCACGAAACCCCUGGGCAGGAGUGACAAAGCGGUUGUCGACACCAACGGCAUCACUGUCUUUGGAACAAGGAUCCUUGAUGAAGAAGUCUUUGAGGGUGAUAUCCAGCAGCUGUUGAUUGUUGGAGAUCCCAGAGCAGCAAAUGACUACUGUGAGCAUUAUAGCCCAGACUGUGAUUCCCCUGUGCCCAAUACACCUCAAGCUCAAGAACCGGAAAUUGAUGAGUACGCAACUGAAGAUUUAAUCGAAUAUGACUAUGAUUAUGGGGAUUUUAAAGAUUAUAAAGACCUUGAAACUGUAACAGAGGGACCCCCGCUAUACGACGAGACUAUAGCACAACCUGAGGCUAAUGUCAUUGAGGAAUAUCAUGAAUAUAAUGUGGCUGAAACUGACUAUGGAACCUCUGAGGGCUACCAGACAGCGACCCCCAGUCAAACAACAGGACCAAAUGAGCAAAUUCCCGGUGAAGAAGUAUUUGCUGAAGAAUACCUAACGGGAGAGGAAUAUAACUCAGAGACUAAAAAACCUGAGGAAACAGAUUAUGGAAGCAGAGGAGUUAACCCCAGUGAAUCUGAACUGGUGGUAGAUGGAGAUUUAGGCGAAUAUGAUUUUUAUGAAUAUAAAGAAUAUGAAGAGAAGCCAACCAACCCUACUAAUGAGGAGUUUGGGCCUGGUGUUCCAGCAGAGACUGAUAUGACAGAAGCAAGCGUGAAUGGCCACGUCGCUUAUGGGGAAAAAGGACAGAAGGGAGAAGCAGCUGUGAUUGAACCUGGUAUGCUUAUUGAAGGACCUCCAGGACCCCCAGGGCCUCCCGGUCUCAUGGGUCCCGCAGGUGCACAAGGCCCCAUUGGUCCUCCUGGUGACCCUGGUGACAGGGGUCCACCAGGGCGUCCAGGUCUUCCAGGUGCUGAUGGCUUAGCUGGGCCACCAGGUACCAUGUUAAUGUUGCCGUUCCGCUUUGGUGGAGGUGGUGAGAAGGGUCCAGCCGUCUCUGCUCAGGAAGCACAAGCUCAAGCUAUCCUUCAGCAAGCCAGGAUUGCCAUGAGGGGGCCACCUGGCCCCAUGGGACUUACUGGAAGACCUGGUCCUGUGGGUGGUCCCGGUGCUUCAGGUGCCAAAGGUGACAUUGGUGACCCAGGUCCUCAGGGCCCUCGAGGUAUACAAGGUCCUGCUGGCCUUCCUGGAAAACCUGGGAAAAGAGGUCGUCCAGGUGCAGAUGGAGCAAGAGGAAUGCCAGGGGAACCUGGCUCCAAGGGUGACAGGGGUUUUGACGGCCUCCCUGGUCUACCUGGUGAAAAAGGUCACAGGGGAGAUCGUGGACCACAGGGACCUCCUGGUGCUCCUGGUGAAGAUGGAAUGAGGGGAGAAGAUGGAGAGGUUGGACCAAGAGGCCUCCCAGGUGAAGCUGGUCAGCGAGGAUUACUGGGCCCAAGAGGAAGUCCCGGCCCACCAGGACAGCCUGGAAUCUCAGGUGUUGAUGGCCCACAGGGCCCAAAAGGAAACUUGGGCCCUCAAGGGGAACCGGGACCUCCUGGACAACAAGGAAUCCCUGGCCCACAAGGGCUUCCAGGUCCACAAGGCCCAAUUGGAGUUCCAGGUGAAAAAGGACCUCAGGGCAAGCCUGGCCUUGCCGGACUUCCAGGCACUGAUGGCCCUCCUGGUCAUCCAGGCAAAGAGGGCCAGUCUGGAGAGAAAGGUGCCAUGGGGCCUCCAGGUCCACAGGGUCCAAUUGGCUAUCCUGGCCCCAGAGGUGUAAAGGGUGCUGAUGGUGUUCGCGGUCUAAAGGGAGGCAAAGGUGAAAAGGGUGAAGAUGGUUUCCCUGGGUUUAAAGGCGACAUGGGUCUUAAAGGCGACAGAGGGGAAGUUGGUCCUCUUGGUCCUCGAGGAGAAGAUGGCCCAGAAGGUCCAAAAGGUCGUGCAGGCCCAACAGGAGACCAAGGUGGGCCUGGACAAGCUGGUGAAAAGGGUAAACUUGGUGUUCCAGGAUUGCCAGGAUAUCCCGGAAGACAAGGCCCUAAGGGUUCCACUGGGUUCCCUGGGUUCCCAGGUGCCAAUGGAGAGAAAGGUGCAAGGGGCUUGCAUGGCAAACCAGGCCCAAGGGGACAACGAGGACCAACAGGGCCACGUGGGUCAAGAGGCCCAAGGGGACCAACAGGAAAACCUGGACCAAAGGGCACUUCUGGCAGUGAUGGACCACCAGGCCCACCGGGUGAAAGGGGACCGCAAGGGCCUCAGGGGCCUGUUGGAUUCCCAGGACCAAAGGGACCACCUGGCCCACCUGGGAAAGAUGGCUUGCCCGGGCACCCAGGACAGCGGGGCGAAACGGGUUUUCAAGGCAAAACUGGACCACCAGGCCCUGGCGGUGUUGUCGGACCUCAGGGCCCUACCGGUGAAACUGGCCCAAUUGGCGAAAGAGGUCACCCUGGUCCCCCUGGUCCACCAGGUGAACAAGGUCUUCCAGGUGCUGCUGGAAAAGAAGGUGCUAAGGGUGAUCCAGGUCCUCAAGGCAUCUCUGGAAAAGAUGGUCCUCCAGGUCUUCGUGGUUUCCCAGGAGAAAGAGGCAUGCCUGGAGCUCAGGGUCCAGCUGGUCUGAAAGGAGGAGAAGGCCCGCAAGGCCCACCUGGUCCUCUUGGCUCACCGGGGGAACGUGGCCCAGCAGGUACUGCUGGUCCAAUUGGCUUACCUGGGCGUCCUGGCCCUCAAGGUCCCCCUGGGCCAGCAGGAGAAAAGGGAGCUCCGGGUGAAAAAGGUCCUCAAGGCCCAGCUGGACGUGAUGGAGUACAGGGACCUGUAGGUCUUCCAGGUCCUGCUGGUCCUGCUGGUUCUCCCGGAGAAGACGGUGACAAGGGUGAAAUUGGAGAACCAGGGCAGAAAGGAAGCAAAGGUGACAAGGGUGAAAAUGGUCCUCCUGGACCACCAGGUCUUCAAGGUCCCGUUGGCGCUCCUGGUAUAGCUGGGGGUGAUGGUGAGCCUGGACCAAGAGGGCAGCAAGGGAUGUUUGGACAGAAGGGUGAUGAAGGUCCACGAGGCUUCCCUGGUCCUCCAGGACCCAUUGGUCUUCAGGGUCUUCCUGGCCCUCCUGGUGAAAAGGGUGAAAAUGGUGAUGUUGGUCCAAUGGGUCCCCCUGGUCCCCCUGGUCCAAGAGGCCCGCAGGGUCCCAAUGGAGCUGAUGGUCCUCAAGGUCCCCCAGGUUCAGUUGGUUCUGUUGGAGGUGUUGGUGAGAAGGGUGAACCUGGAGAAGCUGGUAACCCUGGACCUCCUGGAGAAGCUGGCACAGGUGGUCCAAAAGGGGAAAGAGGUGAAAAAGGUGAGGCUGGACCACCAGGGGCAGCUGGACCUCCGGGUAUUAAAGGACCUCCAGGUGAUGAUGGACCUAAGGGGAAUCCAGGCCCUGUUGGCUUCCCUGGUGACCCUGGUCCCCCUGGUGAACCUGGCCCUGCUGGGACAGAUGGAGUUUCAGGAGAUAAGGGUGAAGAUGGUGACCCAGGCCAACCUGGGCCACCAGGUCCUUCAGGUGAAGCAGGACCCCCUGGGCCUCCUGGAAAGAGAGGGCCUCCAGGAGCAGCUGGUGCAGAAGGAAGGCAAGGUGAAAAAGGAGCCAAGGGUGAGCCUGGUGCAGAAGGAGCUCCAGGAAAAACAGGGCCCGUUGGACCCCAGGGUCCUGCAGGAAAACCUGGCCCAGAAGGUCUUCGGGGUAUUCCUGGUCCUGUGGGAGAACAAGGUCUACCUGGAGCCCCAGGUCAGGAUGGCCCACCAGGUCCCAUUGGUCCACCUGGCUUGCCCGGAUUGAAAGGUGAUCCAGGUUCCAAGGGAGAAAAGGGACAUCCUGGCUUGAUUGGCUUGAUUGGACCUCCAGGAGAGCAGGGAGAAAAAGGAGAUAGGGGUCUGCCUGGCCCACAGGGGUCUGCUGGAUCAAAAGGAGAUGGGGGAAUUCCUGGUCCUGCUGGCCCAGUUGGUCCUCCUGGGCCACCUGGUUUACCUGGCCCUCAAGGUCCCAAAGGCUCUAAAGGUUCAACAGGUCCUGGUGGUCAAAAGGGUGAUUCUGGUUUACCUGGACCUCCUGGGCCUCCUGGUCCUCCAGGUGAGGUUAUUCAGCCUUUGCCAAUCCAGUCUCCUAAAAAAACCAGAAGAUCGUCAGAUGCCAUGUUGUCCGAUGCUGUUGAUGGCAUCUUUGAUUACACUGAUGGCAUGGAAGAGAUAUUCGGUUCACUUAACUCUCUGAAGCAGGACAUUGAGCAUAUGAAAUAUCCAAUGGGGACUCAGAACAACCCAGCCCGAACCUGCAAAGAUCUACAGCUCUGUCACCCAGACUUCCCAGAUGGAGAGUAUUGGAUUGAUCCUAACCAGGGCUGUUCUGGGGACUCUUUCAAAGUGUACUGUAAUUUCACGACAGGCGGGGAAACUUGCAUCUACCCAGAUAAGAAGUCUGAAGGCGUAAGGAUCUCAUCGUGGCCAAAGGAAAAUCCAGGAACCUGGUUUAGUGAAUUUAAGAGAGGCAAGCUGCUCUCCUACGUGGAUGCCGAAGGCAAUUCCAUUAAUACAGUCCAAAUGACAUUCCUGAGACUACUGAGCGCCUCUGCUCGGCAGAACUUCACUUACAACUGCCAUCAGUCAGUGGCAUGGCACGAUGAGACUUCUGACAGCUAUGACAAAGCGCUAAGGUUCUUAGGCUCAAACGAUGAAGAGAUGUCUUAUGACAACAAUCCUUACAUCAAAGCCCUUCAUGAUGGCUGUGCAUCAAGAAAAGGCUAUGCAAAGACUGUUCUCGAAAUCAAUACUCCCAGAAUUGACCAAGUGCCUAUUUUUGAUGUGAUGAUCAAUGACUUUGGUGAUCAGAAUCAGAAGUUUGGAUUUGAAGUUGGUCCGGUCUGUUUCCUUGGUUAA
Messenger RNA from Varanus komodoensis (Komodo dragon), 5340 nucleotides. RefSeq names its product collagen type XI alpha 1 chain (gene COL11A1). The transcript is spliced from 67 exons. Bases 1 to 5340 code for a protein of 1779 amino acids. Lineage: Eukaryota; Metazoa; Chordata; Lepidosauria; Squamata; Varanidae. The record is from RefSeq and is a predicted model, not a curated record. Gene Ontology annotation, molecular function: extracellular matrix structural constituent.